Messenger RNA from Carlito syrichta (Philippine tarsier), 1866 nucleotides. RefSeq names its product trehalase (gene TREH). Lineage: Eukaryota; Metazoa; Chordata; Mammalia; Primates; Tarsiidae. Gene Ontology annotation, biological process: trehalose catabolic process. The coding region runs from base 40 to 1794 and encodes 584 amino acids. The record is from RefSeq and is a predicted model, not a curated record. The transcript has 15 exons. Gene Ontology annotation, molecular function: alpha,alpha-trehalase activity.
AGGUGCCUGGGCCUGCUCAUUUAGUCAGUCUUGGUCACCAUGCUGGGGAGGACCUGGAAACUGUGCCUGCUGCUUCUGCUGGGGCUGGGGCUGAGGUCCCAGGAGGCCCUACCCCCGCCCUGUGAGAGCCAGAUUUACUGCCAUGGGGAGCUCCUGCACCAAGUUCAGAUGGCCAAGUUCUACGAGGAUGACAAGCAAUUUGUGGACAUGCCACUGUCCACAGCUCCAGAUCAGGUCCUGCAAAGCUUCCGUGAGCUCUUGGCCCAGGCCCCAAACCAAAGCAUCCCCCGGCCGCAGUUGCAGCUGUUUGUCCAAGAGCACUUCCAGGCCAAGGGGCAGGAGCUGCAGCCCUGGAGCCCUGGAGACUGGAAAGACAGUCCCCAGUUCCUGCAGAAGAUCUCAGAUGCCAAACUGCGGACGUGGGCGGGGCAGCUGCAUCAGCUCUGGAAGAAGCUGGGGAGGAAGAUGAAGCCAGAGGUUCUCAGCCACCCCGAGCGUUUCUCUCUGAUCUACUCAGAACACCCCUUCAUCGUGCCCGGAGGGCGUUUUCUCGAGUUCUACUACUGGGACUCCUACUGGGUCAUAGAGGGUCUGCUCCUCUCUGAGAUGGCCGAGACGGUGAAGGGUAUGCUGCAGAACUUCCUGGACCUGGUGAAAACCUAUGGGCACAUCCCCAAUGGUGGGCGCGUGUACUACCUUCAGCGGAGCCAGCCCCCGCUCCUGACCCUCAUGAUGGAUCGUUACCUGGCUUACACCAAUGACACUACCUUCCUACAGGAGAACAUCGAGACCCUAGCCUUGGAAUUGGACUUCUGGACCAAGAACAGGACCGUCUCUGUGAGCUUGGAGGGAAACAGCUACAGCCUGAAUCACUAUUAUGUCCCUUAUGGGGGGCCUAGGCCAGAGUCCUACAGCAAAGAUGAGGAGUUGGCCAACACCUUGCCAGAAGGGGACCGGGAAGCUCUCUGGGCCGAGCUCAAGGCGGGGGCCGAGUCUGGCUGGGACUUCUCUUCACGCUGGUUCAUCGGCAGCCCAAACCCGAACUUGCUUAGCAGCAUCCGAACCAGCAAACUGGUGCCUGUCGACCUGAACGCCUUCCUGUGCCAAGCAGAAGAGCUGAUGAGCAACUUCUACUCCCGACUGGGGAAUGCCUCCCAGGCCACGAAGUACAGAACGUUGCGGGCACAGCGCCUGGCCGCCCUCAAGGCCGUCCUGUGGGAUGAGGAGAGCGGUAUUUGGUUCGACUAUGACCUUGAGAACAAGAAGAAGAACCGGGAGUUUUACCCAUCCAACCUCACUCCGCUCUGGGCCGGGUGUUUCUCUGACCCUGGCGUCGUGGACAAGGCUCUGAAGUACCUGGAGGACAGCCAGAUUCUGACCUACCAGCAUGGGAUCCCGACCUCUCUCAAGAAGACAGGCCAGCAGUGGGACUUUCCCAAUGCCUGGGCCCCCCUGCAGGACUUGGUCAUCAGAGGCCUGGCCAAGUCACCUUCACCUCGGGCCCAGGAAGUGGCCCUCCAGCUGGCCCAGAAUUGGAUCCGAACCAACUUUGACGUCUACUCCCAAAAGUCAGCCAUGUAUGAGAAGUAUGACAUCAGCAAUGGUGGACAGCCCGGCGGUGGAGGGGAGUAUGAAGUCCAGGAGGGGUUUGGCUGGACCAAUGGAGUGGUCCUGAUGCUCUUGGACUGCUACGGUGACCGGCUGACCUCGGGGACCCAGCUGGCUUUCCCGGAGCCCUACUGCCUGGCUGCUGCCCUUCUGCCCAGCUUCCUGCUCAGCCUCCUGCCACGGUGACCGCCCCACAGCCCCAUCCACCCUCACCUCCUCACCUGGCCCCGGCUCCUGCCCCAUUAAACUCUGCGCCAG